AUGUUGGUCUCACUUGUGCUGCUAUGGCUCUGCAUUUUCUUUAUCAUCCUUCAACUCAGGCCCAAGAGGCCCAAGAACUUUCCACCAGGACCUCCUGCUCUGCCUAUACUGGGGAACAUUUUGCACCUGAGCAUCCAAAAUCCCUUGGAGGACUUUGAAAGGCUGAGGAAGUCUUACGGAAAUGUCUACAGCCUGUUCAUCGGUCCUCAUCCAGCUGUCGUCAUCAACGGGGUGAAGGCCAUGAAGGAAGCUAUAGUGACCAAGGCCACUGAUUUUGCUGGACGACCCCAAGACCUGUUUAUUAAUGACGUCACCCACAGAAAAGGAGUGAUUCUGGUCGAUUAUGGCGCCAGCUGGAGGGAGCACCGUCGCUUUGCUCUGAUGACCAUGAGGAACUUUGGUCUGGGGAAGAAAUCAAUGGAGGACAGAAUUCAUGAUGAGAUUCAACACACCAUGAAAACGCUGGAACGGAGCAUUGGCAAAGCUCUGACUUCACAAGUGAUGUUUCAUAAUGUGGCUUCUAACAUCAUCAGCCAGGUUCUGUUCGGUACACGCUACGAGUACGAUAAUGAGUUUAUCAGAGUAACUGUUCGGUGCUUCACUGAAAUUUCCAAAAUAACCAAUGGACCAUGGGCGAUGCUUUAUGACUCUUUUCAUUUCAUCCGUAACCUGCCGCUGCCCUUCAACAAGGCCUUUAGGAAUGUUGAGAUUCUGAAGAAUCUUUUGAUUUGUUUGGUGAAUGAGCACAAGCAGACCAGAGUCCCUGGAGAGCCACGGCACUUUGUUGACUGCUACCUGGACGAAGUGGAAAAGGUGUGUGAGCAUGCUUCUUCAUUUUCAGAGGAUCAACUCAUUAUGUACAUUAUGGAUCUUCACUUUGCUGGCACCGACACCACCUCCAAUACGCUCCAAUACGGGUUUCUUUACCUCAUGAACUACCCACACAUACAAGAACGAUGCCAGCAGGAGAUAGACCGGGUGUUGGAAGGGAAGGACCGGGCCAGUUUCGAGGACAGACACCACAUGCCCUACAUGCAGGCUGUGAUACAUGAAGUGCAGAGGACUGCCAACACUGUUCCACUCAGCGUCUACCACUGUACCACUAAAGACACAGAGCUCAUGGGAUAUUCUCUGCCAAAGGGUACAAUAAUCAUCCAGAACAUGAGGUCAGUGCUGAAUGAGGAGGGACAGUGGAAAUACCCUCAUGAAUUCAACCCUGAAAACUUCCUGAACGACCAGGGAGAGUUUGUCAAACCAGAGGCCUUCAUGCCUUUCUCUGCAGGUCCUCGGAUGUGUCUCGGAGAGGGUCUGGCCCGUAUGGAGCUCUUCCUCAUCAUGGUGACUCUGCUGAGGAAGUUCAAGUUCAUCUGGCCUGAGGAUGCAGGAGAACCAGACUUCACUCCUGUGUAUGGGAUCACUUUGACUCCCAGACCUUAUCCCAUGAAGGUCCAGCUCAGAUCAUCCCAGUGAAGUGGUCUCCAGACACACAGCAGAACCAGUGCAGGAUGACUCUGAUGAACAC
Molecule: messenger RNA, 1522 nt
Organism: Stegastes partitus (bicolor damselfish)
Lineage: Eukaryota; Metazoa; Chordata; Actinopteri; Pomacentridae
Product: cytochrome P450 2J6-like
Exons: 11
Coding region: 1-1470 (489 amino acids)
Biological process (GO): xenobiotic metabolic process
Cellular component (GO): intracellular membrane-bounded organelle; cytoplasm
Molecular function (GO): iron ion binding; oxidoreductase activity, acting on paired donors, with incorporation or reduction of molecular oxygen, reduced flavin or flavoprotein as one donor, and incorporation of one atom of oxygen; heme binding
Source: RefSeq, a predicted model, not a curated record